AUGCCAUCACGUCGAGAUCCGACUCUGGGCCCGCGGGUCUCAAUUUCCUCCUUCGGUCCUACCAUCGAACACCCCAAAUGCGGAUACUGUACAAAAGAUGCUUCAAUUCCAUGUACAACUUGUAAUGCUACCUGGUAUUGUACAGUAGCCUGCCAGAGAGUCGAUCGCGAUGUUCAUGACAUUAUCUGCCAGAAAUUCGCAGAUUUUGUUGCGGCGCACCCGUGUCCCGAUGAUACUGCUGAGAAAAAAUACAGACUUGGUCUCCUAUUGCCAGUCGAUUCGGAGGACUUUGAAUUGGCAUGGAUUGCCAAUGGUUCUAAUGGAAAGUCGGUUGCAACAUUUCUUCAAUAUUACGACCAAGAUCGGAUCAACACUCGCAGCACUCUUGUGGAUUACAAUAUGGCAAGCAAGAAGUUUGAUCAUUCCAUUAUUUUGGCUGUCCGAGGAGACUUUCUCACUGAUAACUCUCCACCGAAUGCUUGCAUCAACCAUAUCAUGGAUGGGAAUAUGAAGUUCGCCUUUAAGGGUCCAGUUGCUGUUGUUAGAGAGCGUGGUUGGGGCUCAGUUGGAAGUGCCCAGCAUUUUCAGCCAUACGAUUUUCGGAUUCUAAUCGAUUUUCUCUUCAACUAUGAAGGAAAGCCAAAUACUAAUAUCGGUCAUGGUUGUGGCGAGGAACCGAGGAAUAUUUUGGGCACGUCAGUGAGCCGCGUUUUAAAAUUUCUGAAGGGGAAAGCUCAAGAUGGAAAGAGAAAGUCUAAGAAUGCUCCUCUCGGCGGCGAAGAACGUAGAACCUACAGAAAGCGCGCCGAAACAUUUGCUGAACCAGACUGGAUGAGAAACUCGGAAACUUUUCUUCCGAGACACAAAAUGCAGCGCUCAAAAUCGAGUAUCAAUCUUGGUAGUUUCAGAGACGAUGUUUCUUCGCUACAUGAGGCUGAAUCAUUUGUCAUGCCAGAUUUUCUGCCAGAUUGGAUUAGGGAGUCGGUUUCAAUUGCCGCCGGAUCUAGGGUGCAUUCCGAGAUAGCUCCAUCUCUUUCUAUCAAUACAGAGAAGGCUUUCGAGGAAUCUGAUAGUAUUUUCAGUACGACAAUUACUCCAAUAUCGCCAGUCACCUCGAUUGCGGCGACUACUAAGCAAGCUCGUCGUAAAGACAAUGUAUCUGUUAGAGGAUCUCUUGAUAUUUUCGACCUCUACAACUUGAAUAGAAAUAGAGGUAACCAUGACGACUCCGCAUCUCUUCUAUCGAGCGGACCAAACUCAUCCAUCCUAACCACCACUUCGUUCUUUCAGCCCAAAACAGUCCUUCAACUCAGACCAACAAUUGGGAAAGUGAAAGAUUCCUCGACAUUAAACAGAAGAUCAUCGUUCUUCAGUCGUCCAAAAUCUAAAAGUGUCGAGCUAAACCGCGAUCAUAUGGUACUUAAACGAAGUAUGACCGGCUCGAUCAUGUCGCCAUGGACAGUGUAA
Messenger RNA from Botrytis deweyae, 1467 nucleotides. RefSeq lists its product as uncharacterized. The transcript has a single exon. The record is from RefSeq and is a predicted model, not a curated record. The coding region runs from base 1 to 1467 and encodes 488 amino acids. Lineage: Eukaryota; Fungi; Ascomycota; Leotiomycetes; Helotiales; Sclerotiniaceae.